AUGACAGGGCGCGGGUGUACAACAUGCGAAGUUAAAUUGAAUAAAAACUUCAUCAAAUGUAGCAGAUGUUCAGAAGCCUUCCACAGAAGUCUGAAGUGCACUGGAAUCAAGAAGACGGCAAGUUUUUUUUUGUAUAUUGAAUGUCGUAUCUUGCGUAUAUAUAGAGAAACAAGCGGAUGUUUGAGAAUUCUUUGAGAAAUUUUACACUUUUAUUAUGAUAGGCAUAGACCGUUGAUAGCUCGCUCGUUGGCUUUCUUUGUUACCUAAUUUUUUAGUUGAAACAGGGAUUUUUCUGACCAGAAUAUAGUGUUAUAUAGUGCGUUUUACGAACUAACAUUGUUGCCUAAAUAGUUUGAGGUUGGUUUUUGUUGAAUUGAAAUAAUUCUUGUUUUUCCUGUAUUUUGUUACCUAAAAUUGUUUUUUCCUUUAAAAUUUUGGUGUUACAGGGCUAUGCAUGGCGUUUCUUCUAGUUUUUAAUCGUUGUUACCUAAAACUGUUUUUGAAAUUGUUUUUUAGGAUUUGGAUAAAAUUGAGAAAUGGCACUGCUACAUUUGCGAGCCGUGUUUCUACUGCAAGAAGGACGACAAUGAAGUGUCUUACAUUUGUGAUGGAUGUAACCGCAACUUCCACAUUUCUUGUCUGGAUCCUCCGGUGCCUCCAGGACCUACUAAUUUUUAUGAAAAGUGGUUUUGUUCAUAGUAAGUUGUUUACUGGUUUUUACUGUAAUCUUGUGUGACGUAAUGAGUUUAUUUGUAUGUAACAUGACAUUGUUUAUUGUAGAUGUUAUGCUUGUAUAAUCGAAAAAAGCAUAUUGUUCAUAGUUGUAGAAGCCAUUACCUAUUUAAUUAGAUGGUCUAUGAGUUUGUGGCAUUAUAUUAACACUGAAUUUCUAAUAUUUCAGUUGUUCUCCCAAUUUAUGUCGACAAUGUCAGAUGCCCGUUCAUUCCAAAGCUGAAGACGUUUGUAUUCAAUGUCAGUCGGGUUGUGUCUGUGCAGAGUGUUUGCAACCUUAUGCUCGUCAAGAGUUACCAAUGCAAUGUAUCACUUGUAACUUGUUUUACCACGCAACUUGUGAAGAGUCGCAGAAUGGACGUUGUGGCAAAUGUACAGAUGGGAAGUUUGGGGAUCGUCUUCGUAAGUUUUACACAUUCAAGUCUUUAUUUUACGAAAAAGUGUUGCUCUGAUGACAGUUUUAUUUGUUUCAAAAAUAUUCUAAUAUUACCCCACCUUUUGUAGCUUUGAAUGGAUUUGUUUCUUUGGAUGGUGUGGAAGUUAGGAAGUCGAAAAAGUUGUUGAUCGAGGAGAAACAAGAAAUUCCAUUCAAGUACGAACAAAAGAAAGAAAAGUUUCCGGUUGGCAGACGACGGUCAAGUAAAACUGCUCGGUAUGUUACAGUAUCAGUUUUGAGAGAUUUAUGUAAUAGUUGUUUAAUUGUUUUUUUAUAAGUCUAUGCCAUUUUAGCAAAGCAUUCUUUGAAUCCAGUGACUUGUCGCCAGAAAUUUUGGAGAAAAUUGAAGAAGGAGAACAGUUCUUCGGUGCCAGUUUGUUCUACAGCCUACCAGAAGAUAACUCAGAGGACGAGAACUUGAAGUGGUUUGAAAAGCAUGAAAAGAAGGUUGCUGACAUUGCCAAAGACCGUAAUAGUGGAGAGAAGAAGUUUUUGUCGAAGAAGGUGGUGAGGGAGUUGACUACCCAGAUAAACAAGAACACCAUCGAGGACUUGAACCUUACCUACGAUCAGGUCACUUCUCCACACGCUUUAAAGGCCGGCUUUGGAUGUGAAAAUGUGGAAAGCCCUCGAUUAUGGAUACCAGACGAGAGGAGUGAAGCAAAUGUAAGGAAUUUAUAGCCUAGUGUAAUAUAUUUAGUGUAUAAUUUCGUAGAAUAUUGUAAAAUAAAGUCUAAUAGCUAACAGUGGGGGUUUUACAGUUUUCUUAAAAUUUAGAGCCCGACGAUGACUUCAGUCCAAAUGCCAGGCAGUUUGGCACGACGUUAUGAUUUGAGGAAGCGAGCUCAUCAAUUGUUCGGCAAGGAGAACAGACCUUUAACACCGCACAUUAACAGCCCACUGCAUCCUCCCACCUUGUUUUAUCAGCCGAGCCCUGGACCGUUCCGUCGAAGGUUAAUUGAGAAGAACGGCUGUGUCACGCAACGAACUACUCCCGCUAAAAUAUUUGUUUUCGAUGAUGGUAUUAUGGGUUUUUGA
Messenger RNA from Bursaphelenchus okinawaensis, 2206 nucleotides. NCBI's taxonomy places the organism in Eukaryota, Metazoa, Nematoda, Chromadorea, Rhabditida, Aphelenchoididae. The record is from the annotation of a GenBank genome assembly.